Molecule: messenger RNA, 3329 nt
Organism: Zingiber officinale
Lineage: Eukaryota; Viridiplantae; Streptophyta; Magnoliopsida; Zingiberales; Zingiberaceae
Product: receptor-like protein kinase HSL1
Exons: 2
Coding region: 43-3120 (1025 amino acids)
Biological process (GO): protein phosphorylation
Molecular function (GO): protein binding; ATP binding; protein kinase activity
Source: RefSeq, a predicted model, not a curated record
CAAAUCAUAUCCAUCAAACGAGCACCAGCGAAUAAAUUUCUAAUGGGUGGUAAAGAAACAAAUACGACUUUUCAUAUUUCCUCCACUUUGAUCCUAAACAAAAUCCUUAUCUGGCUUCACCUUCUCUUGAUCUCCAAAGCCACCACCAUCGCCCAUGCCGAUCACCAGGAGCAGCGUAUCCUCCUCCGCCUGAGAGCUCACUGGAGCAGUACCUCUGCUCUCAGCUCAUGGAGCACCUCCUCUCCCCACUGCCAAUGGCCAGGAGUCCAGUGCGACGAUGGUGGCUUCGUCAACAUCAUAUCCGUUCCCAACAUGAACAUCACCCAGUCAGUCCCAGCCUUCAUCUGCGACCUCAACAAUCUCACCCACCUCGACCUCACCAACAACAACAUCGCCACCGGCUUCCCUACCGGCCUCUACCGCUGCUCCAACCUCCAAUACCUUGACCUCUCCCAGAACUACUUCGUCGGAGGGAUUCCCGGCGAUAUCGACAAGUUGUCUUUUCGCCUCAAGCACCUCGACCUCUCGGGUAACAACUUCACCGGCAGCAUCCCACAGUCAAUUGGCCGGAUUAAGUCGCUGCAGUUCCUGCACCUCGACAACAACCAUUUGAAUGGCUCGUUUCCGGCUGAGCUUGGCCAACUCUCCAUGCUCCAAAAUCUCACUCUCGCAUACAAUCAUUUUGCAAGCCAACGGAUUCCCGAUGAGUUUGGGAAUAUGAGGAGCCUAAAGUACAUCAUGAUGUCAGAAAUUCAAGUCACGGGUGAGAUACCGGAGAGUUUUAAGAAUCUAAAGGAACUAGAACAUCUAGACCUGGCGAUGAAUUUGCUUAAUGGCUCAAUUCCUGAAUCCAUAUGGUCGCUGGAGAAGCUCAAAAGAAUCUACUUGUUUGCCAACAAGCUAUCAGGUGAAAUCAGCAGCGAGAUCAGGGCGACAAGUUUGGAGGAGAUUGAUGUGUCCGAAAACAAUCUCAACGGGUCGAUACCAGAGGGAUUUGGCAACCUCAUCAAUCUCACCAAGUUGUUCAUGUACUAUAAUGAACUAUCCGGCAAGAUUCCUGACGGCCUAGCCUUUCUUCCCAAGCUAUAUGACAUUAGGCUCUUCGGUAAUCAGUUCACAGGAGUUUUGCCGUCGGAGCUCGGGAAGCACUCCAAGCUGAGGAAUUUUGAGGUGUCAGACAACAGGAUGUCUGGCAGCUUGCCUGAAGGCCUGUGCGCCAAAGGAGCUCUAAAUUCGGUGGUGGUCUUCAACAACAACUUCUCUGGUGAGCUGACGGUGUUUCUCGCCGAUGAGUGCCACACCUUGAGUAACAUUCAACUCUAUAACAAUAGCUUCUCCAGCAUGUUUCCCCUCAAAAUAUGGUCGACUGCUGUAAAUUUGACGACGGUGUUGAUCCAUCACAACCUCUUGUCUGGCACUUUGCCAGACACACUGCCAAGGAGCCUAAGGCGCUUGGAAAUCCAAGACAACCUCUUCUCUGGAAAAAUCCCGUCUUCAACUCCAGAACUGCGAGUUCUCAAAGUGAGUAACAAUAAGUUCUCAGGUGAAAUUCCGACAGUACUCACCGGGAUGUCAAGGCUCCUGAAUCUAUUGCUUGAUGGAAAUCAAAUCUCCGGUUCAAUUCCAGCAGGCAUAUCCGCUUUGAAGUCACUUACAGAACUCAACCUCAAGAACAACCAUCUCUCGGGAAACAUCCCACCGGAAAUUGGACUGAUGCCAGAGCUCAAAAUAAUAGACCUUUCAUGGAACAUGCUAUCAGGGCCAAUUCCACCGGAGAUGGGCAACCUUAAACUCAACUCCCUUAACCUGUCUCACAACCAACUAUCCGGCGAGAUACCCCUCCAGUUGCAGAACCAAGCUUACGAGCAAAGCUUUUCAGCAAAUCCUGAUCUCUGCUCCUCCAAGUCCAUAGUGAAUAUCAAACUUUGUGCACACCGGACGGCCAGUAUCGAUAAUAAGUCUUCACAGAGACUGAUCAGAAGAUUCCUAGUGCUCGGUGGAUUCAUGGUCCUAAUGGUUAUUGUGAUUGGGAUAUUGAUGUGCCGCUGGCAGCCUGACGUCAUCCAUCAGCAGCCGUGGAAGCUCACUUCUUUUCAGAAAGUGGACUUCACUGAAGCCGACAUAAUAGGUAAGUUGACAGUGGAUAACCUCAUCGGCAAGGGAGGGUCCGGCGAGGUGUACAGAAUCGACAUCAGCAAUCACACCAGCAUGACAGUGGCCGUGAAGAAAAUUUGGAAUACCGGAAAGACAGACUGGAAGAUGGAGAAAGCCUUCGAGGCUGAAGUCAAGAUCUUGGGCGAGAUCCGGCAUGCCAACAUUGUGAAGCUACUCUGUUGCAUCUCGAAUGCAGACUCCAAGCUCCUUGUCUAUGAGUACAUGGAGAAUGGAAGCCUGGAUCAGUGGCUACACCAGCAGCGAGUGAGACCAGACUCCGAGCACAAUGAGCCACUUAAUUGGCCCAAGAGAUUGGGGAUUGCCAUUGAUGCAGCAAAAGGGUUGUGCUACAUGCACCACCAGUGCACGGCGCCGGUCAUUCAUCGUGAUGUGAAGUCGAGCAAUAUACUUCUGGAUUCAGAGUGUAGAGCUAAGAUUGCUGACUUUGGCCUGGCUCGCAUGCUGCUCAAGGCUGGUGAGCCCGAAUCAGCAUCGGCCAUGGGAGGCACUUUUGGCUACAUGGCUCCAGAGUGUGGCUAUUCAAGGAAGAUCACAAACAAGGUGGACAUUUAUAGCUUUGGGGUAGUCCUCUUGGAGCUGACAACAGGAAGGGAAGCACUAGAUGGUGAUGAACACGAGAACUUAGCAGGGUGGGCUGCUCGCCACCAAAGGGAGAAUGGCAGUGUAAUGGAGCUGAUAGACAAGGACUUGAGUGAAGAUGUUGACUACUUGGAUGACAUAGCGACGGUGCUAAGUCUAGGCAUAGAAUGCACAAGCAGGAAUCCUGUCUUCAGGCCUUCCAUGAAGGAUGUAUUGCACAACCUGAUGGAAUGUGACCGAAGGGAUCUUGGUCAAAGGAAAUUCGACAUCAGUAUGCUUCUCCAGACGAAGAGAUGGAGCCUGCAGAGAAGUUCAUCAGUUGCAGAUGAAGAAUAUGGCCACAGUCAUCAGAUGGAUGCAGUUUAGACAAAAUGUACAGUGGCUAAUUUGAGCACCAUUUUCCUGCAUGAAUCCUCAAUGGUGUGGAAAGAUUGAGAAUGCUUUUUGUUGUUGAGGAUCGCAGGGUACUGUAUAACUAUCGAGCAACCAGUCACCUAGAAGCUGUAUCAUGCUAAAUUUUUAUGAUACCAUGACCUUGAAACUGGGUGAUUAUUUAUGCAGUAUUGGUCAUCCUU